This is a messenger RNA of Musa acuminata AAA Group (dessert banana), 858 nucleotides long. RefSeq names its product pectinesterase inhibitor 9. The record is from RefSeq and is a predicted model, not a curated record. Gene Ontology annotation, molecular function: enzyme inhibitor activity. The coding region runs from base 78 to 668 and encodes 196 amino acids. Gene Ontology annotation, biological process: negative regulation of catalytic activity. NCBI's taxonomy places the organism in Eukaryota, Viridiplantae, Streptophyta, Magnoliopsida, Zingiberales, Musaceae. The transcript has a single exon.
UAUAUAGAGAGAUCUCGAAGACCUCUGCUUUGUGUGAAUUAGUGUUGAAGAGAGAAAAAGGAAAGAGUAGCGCCGCAAUGGAUCGCUCCACUCUCGCCUUUGUUCUCCUCGCCGCCGCCAUCUGCGUCCCCGCCAGCUGCCUCACCUCCGCCACCAGCUCCCCUGCCGAGUUCGUGCGCGAUUCCUGCAGGGGCACGCGGUACCCCGCCCUGUGCGAGCAGAGCCUGGUGGCCUACGCGCCGGCGGUCCACCGGAGCAAGCGGGAGCUGGCCCGAGCCGCCCUGGCCGUCAGCGCCGACCGGGCCCGGUCCGCCUCCGCCUUCGUGAGCCGGAUGUCUUCCGGGGGCCAGAAGAAGGUCCGGUCCCGGGAGGCCGGCGCGGUGCGGGACUGCAUCGAGACUAUGCACGACAGCGUCGACCAGCUCCAGCAGUCAAUGGAGGAGAUGGGCCGGAUGGGGCGGGCGCGUAGCCCUCGGUUCGCUUGGCACCUCAGCAACGUCCAGACCUGGGUCAGCGCCGCGCUCACCGACGAGACGACCUGCCUCGACGGCAUCUCCCAGUACGCCGGCCCCGCAGUGCGGGCGGCCAUCAGGAAGAAGGUGGUCGACGUGGCUCGGGUCACCAGCAACGCCCUGGCUCUCGUGAAUCAACUCGGCCCCAGGAACUGAAGCGGGGUUCGUCUUCUGGUUCGAGGUCCUCCGUCGUCGUCGCCCUUACGUUUUGAACUGUGUUGUGCUGUCCAUGGACUCUAUGAAUGGAUGUCUCUUAUAAGUACGUAUACGAGGAGAAGAGUGUAAUGUAAAUUAAGCUGUUAAGCGUUCUAUGGAUGUAUAAUGCCAGUCGAAGUUUUGAUGUGAA